GAAAGCAAUCUUUUAUUCUUUUAUUCUUUUUCUUUCCGUUUUCUGUGCGUGUGUAUGAUAUCGGUGCAGGUUCACGAUAUCUAAAUAACCAAUAAUUGAAUAUUUUGACACCGUCUGUCUUUCUUGUAUCCACAUUGGUUGAACUCGCAUCACUCAGUGAGAGCCGUCAUCAUGAAGCCAGUUUUUUUUGCCAAUACACUGUAUCUCCUCUUGCCUGUGCUGGCUAGUGCAGUGCCAGUCCUAAUUACAGGACGAGAUGUCCAUUCGGAGGGCACUAACAUCACGGCCCAGCAAAUCAUAGCCAUUGCACCAAGUUCCGCGCAAUCCUGCGCAAAUCGCGCUGAUAAGAAUGCUCCUACUGAGUGCGCCGAUGCGGAACAAGUGGCCACGAAUAUUGCCAAGUCGUUUGACAAGUACCAGGUCACAAGCCCUGCUGAGCAGGCGGCCGUGAUUAGUUUGAUGGCUUUGGAGAGCGUAGAAUUCCUAUAUAAUAGGAACAAGAGUCCUGGCGUACCAGGACAAGGAACUCGGAACAUGCAAUCACCGGCUUUCAACUCCAAAUAUGCAGAGUCACUUAAUGUGGCAGUUUCCACCGAUGCGGCUCAAACCCUUGACAAGUUGGUUGACAAUCCGGAGUGGGAUUUUGGCUCUGGAGCCUGGUUCCUGACCACGCAAUGCACGGCAGAUGUGCGCAGUGCGUUGCAUGCCGGCUCAGAGGCGGGUUGGGAGCGCUAUAUCACCGAGUGUGUGCAGACUCAGGUUACUGAUAAGCGGAAAGAAUACUGGCAGAAAGCAGUGAAAGCGCUGGGUGUCCAGUCCUCUUGAGUUCGAUUGAUCGGGAUUCUGAAUACUGCACUGCUGGACAGUGGAUUUGGACGUUUCUGUACUCAUAGCCAUCCCACACUUCCAAUCGUCAUGCUUUUCUUUCGCCCAUGGUUGUUACUUGAUAGGAGUCAUUAUUCAUGAUCGUCAAUUGA
Molecule: messenger RNA, 977 nt
Organism: Aspergillus pseudotamarii
Lineage: Eukaryota; Fungi; Ascomycota; Eurotiomycetes; Eurotiales; Aspergillaceae
Exons: 2
Coding region: 172-825 (217 amino acids)
Source: RefSeq, a predicted model, not a curated record